Messenger RNA from Scleropages formosus (Asian bonytongue), 2138 nucleotides. Its product is annotated as transmembrane protein 150A. The record is from RefSeq and is a predicted model, not a curated record. The transcript has 7 exons. Bases 252 to 1001 code for a protein of 249 amino acids. Gene Ontology annotation, cellular component: plasma membrane. Gene Ontology annotation, biological process: protein localization to plasma membrane. Lineage: Eukaryota; Metazoa; Chordata; Actinopteri; Osteoglossiformes; Osteoglossidae.
ACUUGAAGAACAGGUAUGGGACGUUCAGAAGAAAAGGUUUAAAAUUCCACGCGGUGCCGUAAAGAGGAAAAAAAAAAAAAAAAGAGGAAAAACACAUUUGAUAGAGGUGUGCUCUCAGGAAUGAAGUUCUCUGCACCCAGGUGACACAGGUGUGGUUGAGGAAGACUCUCCUCGGCGCUCUACAAGAGUUUAGGAAGUUCUCCAGCGCCGGUGCCUUCUUCACGCUCCCCAAAGACGUCUUCCCGCAAGACAUGGUCUGCUGGAUCGUCGUGCCCAUUGCUCUGUCUGCUGUGUCUUUCGUUGGGUCCUGGACUGUAUAUGGGCUGGCGCUCAGCUAUGGCCACGUGUGCUCCCUCAGUAACUGGAUAUACAGAAGCUCCUGUGAGCUGAAUUCGACUGAAGAGUGCUGCACAAUUGACAAUGUGCCCACCAUAAGCACGAGUGGGAAAAACUCACCCGAAAAUUCCCUGUUCACAGCCACCGUCAACGCAGGCUCCUUUCUGUUUUUAGUGUUCUGUGUCAUCCACCAUGCCCACAUCCUGGAGAAGAGCAGCAGUCAGGCGAUCCUGAGCAAGGCCGCUCUGGGCUUUGGUUGUGUAGCCGCCAUCGGCGCCUUUAUGGCCGGGAACUGCAACCCCGGCUACCUGAGGCUCCUGCAUUAUUUAGGGGCCUCCGUGAGCUUUGUGUGCCUCUGCUUCUACUGCCUGCUCCUCACAGCGCUGACGAAGAAGGUCCUCCUCACGAGCUGGGUGUACAUUCUCUACCCCGUCCGCUCCGUGUUUACAGCCAUCCAGAUCAUCAUCACCAUCCUCUACUGCAUCUUCUUUGCACAGGAGUCAUACUUUUUCCAGCACUUCUCCGCAGUGUUUGAAUGGACCAUUAGCCUUAAUUUGGAACUCUUUGAGCUCAGCUUCAUCUUUGAGUUUUACACCUUCUCAUCAUCCAUGCUCGCCGUUUUGUUGGAGAAGAAGGAUGAGGAAAAGUCUUUGAUUUUAUCCUGAGAACUGAGCCUGUGGAGGUCAAGCUGGACUCACAGCACUUCGAAGUCACACGCAACAAUUUUGGGGUUUUUUUGAAAUGACAAAUAGUUGUGUUGCGUUAAUCUUCAGGAGAACCUCACGCCUUGGGGGUAAACAGUGUCGCACGUUUGUGAUGUCAGUGAAAACGGAUUGUUUGGACCAUUUCGAGGGAAGUACUCGACACGGUAAAAUGAACUUAAUGGCUGUGUCUCUAUUCAGAGGGAAUAAAUUCAAGGGAGACGGUUGCUGCUGGUGAGGAGAACAAAAAAAAAAUUGUACUAUUUUACUAACUCCCUUUUAAUGCUCCCACACACAAAAAUAACUACUUGCACACUGUGUACUGGCCAUUUAUUUCUCAUGUGGGCACACACACGUGGGGGCUGUCUGGGAAACGCACAUCAGGGAGUUUCCAUCUACAGAGGAGGAUAUGGAACACGUGUCUGAUGACGGGCGCGACGCCAUUCACCCGCUGCUGACCCACAAUCUUUCACCCACACUCACACAAUGUAUUUCUCCCAACUAUCUGAACCUUGAAUUCUUUUAUCAAAUGUUACUGUCACAUCAACGUAAUGCGACAGUAACAAGUUAAGGAGCUGUAAAGGACAGAAAGUGCAGCAGAACACUGCUUUCCUAUUUUAGUCCGCACUUAUCUCCUCCACACGUAGCCCAUUGUACACAAAAAUGUCAGAAAGAACAAACGUUUUCACAAGGUUAUUUAUUUGUACACAAUACACUUUAGAUUAUAACCACUGAAAUGUGAGGUGUGUUUAUCCGCUUGUAUUUAUUAACUGCUUCAUCUGUGCUGGCAUGCUACACUAAUAUCAUGACUUCGAUACCUUGUAGUGACACAUUAUGACAGUCUAUCAUUGUCUGUGGUACAUGCUGUGCAAUUUGACUGUAAAGUUAUUUAACUUUCCGGUCACAAUGUUCCCAAUACUUGAAAGAAAUUCAAUAAAUUUAAUGUUUUAUAUGAACCAAUUAAGAGCUUAAAGAUUGGCAGUUGAUUCUGAAAGCAAUUGAGCUAUUGGGUGGUAUUUAAAACUACAAUGAAGAAAAAACCUUUAUUUUACAUUAUAUUUUCAUAUACUAUGUAAUUGUAGGUCAAUAAAUGCAUAACUU